CGCCUCCCCGCGGCCUCUUCCCUUUUGUCCCGCUGCCCGCGCUCGCCCGCCACUCUCCGCCAGCGUCCGAGCCCCGCGCGCUCCUCUCGUCCGCGACACCCCCGUCGAGAUGCUGCGCUGCGGCCUGGCCUGCGAGCGCUGCAGGUGGAUCCUGCCCAUGCUCCUGCUCAGCGCCAUCGCCUUCGACAUCGUCGCGCUGGCCGGCCGCGGCUGGCUGCAGUCGAGCAACCAUCAGGAGACGUCCUCGCUGUGGUGGCGAUGCUGGCAAGAGGGCGGCGGCAGCGGGUCCUUCGAGGAGGGCUGCCAGAGCCUCAUGGAGUACGCAUGGGGGAGGGCAGCCGCUGCCAUGCUCUUCUGUGGCUUUAUCAUCCUGGUGAUCUGUUUCAUCCUCUCCUUCUUUGCCCUCUGUGGACCCCAAAUGCUCAUCUUCCUGAGAGUGAUUGGAGGCCUCCUCGCCCUGGCUGCUGUGUUCCAGAUCAUCUCCCUGGUAAUUUACCCUGUGAAGUACACCCAGACCUUCAACCUUCAUGACAACUAUAACAUCACUUACAUCUAUAACUGGGCCUACGGCUUCGGGUGGGCAGCCACAAUCAUCCUGAUCGGCUGUGCCUUCUUCUUUUGUUGCCUUCCCAACUAUGAAGAUGAUCUCUUGGGCAAUGCCAAGCCCAGGUACUUCUACACGUCUGCCUAAGGUGGGGAAGGAGCAGAAGACAAUUUAUGCUUCCAGGAUGGAUUCCAGAGGAAAAAACUGUUUUCCCCAGAGUACUUUGAACCUAUUUUUGGGCACUGUUCAUAUAAUUAAAGUAGUCAAAAUGCUAACAUAAUUUGGGACACAAUGUAUCUUGAAUGGUGUUACAGUUUCAUAUUCCUCUUUUAUAUAUGCUUUUGUAGAGUUAAAGAGGACUUAACUUCUUUUAACUAUUAUGCCAAUAUUUUUGUGUAUCUGUCCAUAUCAUUUAUACUGCAUUUGUAAAAGAAUAUGAAUAUGAAACUUAAUCACUUUACAAAGUAAAAACAAGAAGGCUUCAAAGAUUUAAGUAAACUGAUCAAGUUUCUGUGUUUCCCAGAUGAAAUGAACUGGGUCUAUUAAGGGAUAAGGAGAAAAGGGAGAUACUGAUAAAAAUCAGUGACCAAAUAUUCUAAAAGAAAUGGAAAAAAAAAAAUUUUCUCAAGCCUUCAGCUAUUUAAAGAAGCAUAACAGCUUCUUAAAUGCAUAUUAUUUGUGAGAGUUUCUAAUUAGUACCCUAAAUAAUUAUUUUGCUAAGCUUCAUGUUAACUUGAUAGGGCCUUUAAGAAAGUAUUCUUUCAUGGCCAAAGCCUGUUGCAGUAGUAAGGUCUCCUUACAUAGUGAACUGCUAAGAAAUGUUCUCUUUUAAAGUGGUUUAUAAGGUUGGGUGUGGGAAAAUGCUACAUUAACAAAUCUACUGUUUUGUGUCUAUAUGAGUAGAUUGGGUUGAAAGAUGGAGCGGUCUAAUUCAUCGUGACUGAUAGAUAUGAUCAGGUUGUUCAAUAAGGCAUUUGGAAGGUCAUUCCUAUUACAAAAAUAACAUUAAAACAGCCUAAGGAGAAGAAAUGGCUUGAAUUUUUCAUCUCAAGUUUGACUGGGCUCUAAUCAUAUAGACACAGCUUCUGACAGAUUGCAACUAUAAGCAAAAAAUUAAAUAUAGUUGAAAACCUGGUCUUCCAUGGUAAACACAUUUAAAAUAUAUGAUGUAAAACAUGCAACAGGAGAAUUCAGGGAUGUGAGAUUUUGCUGAAGGUCAAAUGUAUUAUCACAUGGAUUAUUAUUAUUUUUUACCAUUUGUACACUGAAAGCCAAAUCAUUUUCUAUAUCAAAUUGUUAUUUUGUAAGUUGCAGAAUAAGCACUUGCAGUUUUCAUUAUGAAUUUUCCUAAAUAAACCAGGUGUUCUAAUCUUG
Molecule: messenger RNA, 1918 nt
Organism: Manis pentadactyla (Chinese pangolin)
Lineage: Eukaryota; Metazoa; Chordata; Mammalia; Pholidota; Manidae
Gene: PERP
Product: p53 apoptosis effector related to PMP22
Exons: 3
Coding region: 110-691 (193 amino acids)
Biological process (GO): cell-cell adhesion
Cellular component (GO): membrane; cell-cell junction
Source: RefSeq, a predicted model, not a curated record